Molecule: messenger RNA, 929 nt
Organism: Cinclus cinclus
Lineage: Eukaryota; Metazoa; Chordata; Aves; Passeriformes; Cinclidae
Gene: TMEM14A
Product: transmembrane protein 14A
Exons: 5
Coding region: 153-458 (101 amino acids)
Biological process (GO): regulation of heme biosynthetic process
Cellular component (GO): mitochondrial membrane
Source: RefSeq, a predicted model, not a curated record
GUUGGUGGUCCCGCGGGGACGGGAGCUCACUCUCUCGCCUCGACCGACGAACCUAAAACCCUAAAAGGCAAAGGCAAAGGGAAGAGGGCCCGGUAGACCCCUUAAAAUUUGUGCACAAAGUCCGGAGGAAGACGCAGGACGCAGUUGGGACCAUGGCGGUUGACUGGAUUGGUUUUGCAUAUGCUUCAUUGCUGGUGCUUGGAGGUAUUGCAGCAUACGGUCGUAAAGGUAGUAAAAUUUCUUUAGCUGCUGGACUCACCUUUGGUUCUGUGGCUGGUUAUGGAGCUUACUGUGUAACAUGUGAUCCGAGAAAUGUGAAGAUAUCAUUGUUUUCAUCUUUUCUUUUGACCAUCAUAAUGGGAAUGAGGUUCAAGAGGUGCAAGAAAUUAAUGCCAGCCGGACUAGUAGCAUGUCUGAGCCUUUUGAUGAUUUUGAGGCUUGUUUUUAUGCUGCUGUAGGAGAAUUUAGAACCGAAUAUGACUGCCAUGCCCAUCAAACAGACAUUCUUCAUUCUUGAAAGACAAGUUUGAACACAAGUCUUAUGCAUUUAUAUUUUCUGUAAAAGAUCUGUACCUGUUGUUUGAUUAUUGACAUGUGCUGAUAUUUUAAAAGCUUUUUUAAAAAAACGAAAGCAGGUGUUUUGCUGGUAUAUUUUGAUCUACUUUCAUUUAAGCUGUCUUAACUCAUGGGAUCUUUCUUUGUAAGUUUGAUCUCUUUUAGGGGUGCAGAGCACCCCAGGAAAUUGAAUUACUCUUGCACUGUAUCCGUGAAAGAAUAUCUAUAAAUACAUGUUUAUGCUAAAAAGGUGGCUUGUACUGAAUUAUAAUUUUGAAGUAUAAUUUUGUAGUUUCUGAGAUUAAACAGCUCUAAAUCAAAAAUUCUCGGGCCUGUACUGUGUUGCACUAGAAAAUCAACUUGCUUUCCAACAC